UGUCACAAACCCUCUCAGCCGUCUGCUGUUGUCUGCUAUAAAGUUAGGACAGUGUCAAGUCCUAAAGAUACAAACAUGGAAGUCAACCUUAAUUUGGGUGUGCUCAGUCUCAUUCUGGGUGCAGUGGUCACGUGGCUUUUAUACCAUAUCGUACCGUUCUACAUUCAAUAUAGAGCCUUGAGGAAAGCAGCAUUACAGUUCCCGUCCAAGGAGAGACAUUGGUUUUGGGGAACACUGCAUCAUGCAAGAGCAGGAGGCAUUGACAAUAUGAUCAGCCGUGCAUUAGAAAUGGCCCGCGAUAACAACCGAGUUUUCGCCACCUGGCGGACUAGUUUACAACCAGUCUUAUUCCUUGUUCACUCCGAUACGAUUAAACAUGUGAUGAAAACAGCGGAACCCAAAGCUACCAAAAUGAGGUUCGACUACUACCUCCUCAGACCCUGGUUAGGAGACGGGUUACUGAUCAGCAGUGGCGCUAAAUGGGAGCGGAACCGGAAAUUACUGACGUCAGCGUUCCAUUUUAACGUUUUGAGGCCGUACGUAACGAUCUACAACGAGGCUGCCGACGUCCUUCUGGCUAAGUUGGAACGACAUGUCGAGAAGUGGGGAAUCGAUCGAAGUGUUCAAUCACAUGGCGUUGUACACCUUAGAUGUGAUGUUACAGUGUGCCUUCUCCUAUAAAGACAACAUCCAAGACGCUGGAGAAAAUCUUCAUCCAUAUGCUAAAGCUGUCAGGCGCUUGGCGAGAUUGGUACUGGAGAGGACAUUUGUAAGUGCAAUAACUUUGUACUGAAACCUUUGUGUAGCC
Messenger RNA from Liolophura sinensis, 808 nucleotides. Its product is annotated as cytochrome P450 4F2-like. Gene Ontology annotation, molecular function: iron ion binding; oxidoreductase activity, acting on paired donors, with incorporation or reduction of molecular oxygen; monooxygenase activity. NCBI's taxonomy places the organism in Eukaryota, Metazoa, Mollusca, Polyplacophora, Chitonida, Chitonidae. Bases 76 to 681 code for a protein of 201 amino acids. The record is from RefSeq and is a predicted model, not a curated record. The transcript is spliced from 6 exons.